Messenger RNA from Tetranychus urticae (two-spotted spider mite), 1084 nucleotides. RefSeq names its product derlin 1 (gene Der-1). Lineage: Eukaryota; Metazoa; Arthropoda; Arachnida; Trombidiformes; Tetranychidae. The record is from RefSeq and is a predicted model, not a curated record.
AAAUGUUUACAAAAUUACAUGAAAUUUCAUUUUUCACCUGAUUGUUGAUUUAGUUACUUAUUUAGUGUCUCUUUUUAGUUUUAAUAUUUAAUCAACUAUUGUGGCCAUUAUUUGAAGGGCCGUUUAUAUUAUAUCGGUGUUGGACGCAUGAAUAGACCUGCAAUUGGUUUCAAUCAGUUUUCCUGUUUCUUACCUCUAUAGCAACUCAUACUUAUUUCUGCCUUAAUUCAUCAUGUCCGAGAUAAUUCAGUGGUUCGAUAGUUUACCUAAAUUUACUAGGUAUUGGUUUGGAUUAUCGGUAGUUUUUCCCAUUGUUGGAAAAUUCGGUAUCUUCUCACCAAUGUCAGUUGUAUUGACACCCCAAUUUAUUAGUCAAUUUCAGAUUUGGAGGCCUUUUACUGCUACAUUUUACUAUCCAACGGGAUUUCAUUAUCUUAUGAACCUUUAUUUCCUUUACAACUAUUCGUUAAGACUGGAAACAGGCCCCGAAUUCGCUAGCAAACCAGCUGAAUAUCUAUUCUUGUUAAUUUUUAAUUGGUUUUGGGCAGUAGUAAUUGGCUAUUUAUUCAGCAUACCUCUUCUCAUGGACCCCAUGGUUCUCAGUGUGUUAUAUAUUUGGUGCCAAUUUAACAAGGAAACUGUAGUUUCCUUUUGGUUUGGCAUAAGAGUGAAAGCGAUGUACCUUCCGUUCGUUCUCCUUGGAUUUAAUGUCCUCAUGGGAGGAAGUGCUUACUUUGAAAUUCUUGGAAUCAUCAUUGGUCACUUGUACUACUUCACUAUGGUUAAAUAUCCAGCAGAGAACGGAGUUCAUUUAAUUUCACCACCGCAAAUACUCUAUGAUUAUUUCCCCAAUAUACAAGGAAGAGUUGGAGGGUUCACUUAUGUUCCACCAACCCAGCCUCAACCGACAUCAGAACGAAGACAUAACUGGGGUCGUGGAUUCACUCUCGGUGGAACUUAAUUUAAUGUGACCAUCUAAAGCAUUCAGCUUUUCUUAUGCUUUAUAUUUCUCUAUGUAUUUCUCACGCUUCAUUUGUGUAUAACUAAUCAAAAUAUAUAUUCUGAAGGCAAUUAGGUGUUUAAA